AUGGCUGCCAAGGACCAAACGAUGGAGCCAUUCAACGAUCAAGAGAAGCGGCAUCUCCUAGCCGAGAUAAUCAAACACAGCCAGAUCAGCGUCCAAGUCCUGGAGAGUCUUGUUAAGUCUCGUGGUGUUGAGCCCAACUGGAUGCAAGUCCAACUGCCCAACGGGCGCAACAUGGCUCAGUGUCUCCAGACUGCUCAUGAUAUGGAUAUCUUGCAGCGGGGGACGAAGCGUAAAGCUCCUGGCGAUUCGCCAGAGGCCCAAGGCAGUGAUGACAUCCAUGCACCCAACUCUCGAGAGCUUCGCCCAGACCUUCAACUACCUACUACACCAGGAUCCCACGCAAAUAUGCAACGCCUAUCCCACCUGCAGCAGUCUCUGUCGUCGGGAUUAUCGCCGCCGCCUAAAAAGAAGAAGGGUCGUCCGGCAUAUGCAGGUAGAGAGGUAUCAAAUCAACAACCCUUCAGCCCACGACCUAUCGCUCCUAAACCGCCCGCACAUACUCUCCCAAAUAUACCGUCUUCGUUCCGGCCCAUUGCUCCCUCCCCUCAUACCAUCUUACCGCCGCUGCCUCCAGACCCAUUGCAAACCACCUACGGAGGCCUGAAAAAUACAUUGCCCAUGGAAAACCACCGCGCCACAGGAAUUUACAAAACUCAAAAGCCAAUUACAACAUCAUGGACAGCUUUCCAGAGAAAGAAUCCUUCUGGAACCCCACAAAGCCUAUCGAAACCUGGAGAGGAAGUACACAGUCAUCUCAGAUCACAAAGCGAAGUGGUUCCUAGAGUGAUUAAACAAGAAUACACCGAGAGUGAUCGAUCAAGUUCUAUGCAACCGCUAAAAGCAAAAGACCACACCCAAGUAAAGGAGCAAGCCGCAUCAGGUCAGACACAAGAAGGAAUACUAGAUUCAGGCAAGGAAAACAACGAAUGA
Molecule: messenger RNA, 930 nt
Organism: Fusarium sp. VM40
Lineage: Eukaryota; Fungi; Ascomycota; Sordariomycetes; Hypocreales; Nectriaceae
Source: the annotation of a GenBank genome assembly